Messenger RNA from Exophiala mesophila, 2217 nucleotides. RefSeq lists its product as uncharacterized. Lineage: Eukaryota; Fungi; Ascomycota; Eurotiomycetes; Chaetothyriales; Herpotrichiellaceae. The record is from RefSeq and is a predicted model, not a curated record. Gene Ontology annotation, biological process: positive regulation of transcription by RNA polymerase I; positive regulation of DNA-templated transcription, elongation. Gene Ontology annotation, cellular component: CTDK-1 complex. The coding region runs from base 266 to 1093 and encodes 275 amino acids. The transcript has a single exon.
UCGACAUUCGGCAUACAACAUUUAACGAAUCCAACCACCACCAAUCUUCCUCCAUACUCUGCCAUGUACAUGGACCGAGACCUACAAUACUGACUGCCAGUACGGUGGACCUAUGUUUUGUGUAUGCAGUCUCUUGUCACCCCUACUACUACAUGUGAUGCGAACAACUGCCACCUCACUCGGUCUCCUCCCCUACACAGACACACUGAUGUCUCUUUGAUCACCUUUCCUAGGCCGCAAUCACUGCAUCUUCGACAACUCAAACAUGGCAGACCCAUUUGAAGUGCGGUUGCGCUUCACCAACCUCCUAACACACCUAUCGGCAUCGACCACAGCAUCGCAAAAAGCCGCACAUUAUGCCAUGAAACACCGCGACAUGGACGAGGACUUGCACAGUUGCAUCCUGGAGAACCUAGAACGCGGCCAUAACAUGAACAACCGAGCAAACAUCAUGUAUUUCCUUGAACACCACGCCGAUGUCAAUUUGAAAGAAGGUGGACAUAAAGACUACGUGGAUAUGGUGCGCAGAGAUAUCACUCGGAUCGUCGAGGCGGUCGCACAAAGUGGUGCCAAUGUCAAGGUCGUCCGGCGCGUGGUAUCUGGUAUGGGCGAGAAAGGUGUCUUGGAGUCCGACGUUGUUACGGGCAUUGAAAACACUUUGAAGACCAAGGAGGAGGCGAUGGGAAGGUUACUCGAGGACGGAGACGGCAAGGGAAUGGAAACAGGUGACGCCAUGGACGAAGCAGAAAGUUCUACUGCGCUUCAGACGUCUGCUGCGAUUGUCGCGGCUGAUGGUGCCCCCGAGAGUAAUAGAGUUACUCCAAAGACGGUGGGUUCCCAUAGUGUGAGGCAAGCCAGUAGCGUGUCCAAGGUGGACAAGCGAGCGAUCGAGCAAAGAAUCGAGGAAGAUCGCGAACGCAAUAAACGACUACGUGAGAGUAUGUGGGCUGUCGUCGGUGACGAUGAUCAAGAGUUGGAAAAAAUGUGGGACGAGGGAAGCACACUGGGACAAGACGAACAUGUUAUCGCUGAGGAAGAGGCUGAAGAGCGAGAGCAAUUUGUGCGCUACCGUCGGGCUCUCUUGUCUCGGUGAUCAGUGGCAUGACAGCAAUUUUGAUUCACCAUUUGUCUAAGCCAAAACGAGGCGCAUAGCCCCCGGUUUCUCCGACCUCGUCGUCAAUGUCAUGGCAAUCCUCCUGACUAUCAAACCCUCAUCAUGACACAUGGCGGGCAAAGUCUGCGCCACCCACACAGAUCUGCUCAGAUUUUUGGGUUUCGUUUGAAGGCCCAUGGCCGUGACUAUUGUCAAGCCUUUUGCCUCUUGGACGACUCGCUUGCGCCAUCAGAAGCUUCAUCAUCCGAGUCGAUAAUCUUCCUCUUCCUCACAGGGGCCGAUGAGGACGAGCCAUUACCGUGUCGAUCACCUUCUUUUUCUCGUCUCAAGGCAUACUUGAGAAUGAGACCUUCGUACUCGUCCUCUUGUGCUCGAGCACUGUCUUCAAUCUGAGGGUAUCGAUCUUCCAGCGGUAUCUGUUGCAAAAGAUCUUUGUUCUUCUUCAUGAUCCGUUGCUUCAGGAGUAACCGCCACCAGUAAUAACUCCGAUCAUGCUCAUUCGACGCUCUUGGGCCAUUAAUCCUCAGACUGGUCAAUGACGCUCCUCCCGUGGCACGAUGAGACAAGGGAAUUUGUGCAAGCAAAAACAUUUCCACCAUGCGCGCAAAUUGUCGACUGGCAAUCUUGUUUUUGGCUCGGAUCUCCUGCAGCUUGGUCAAGGGCAGGAGUGAUCCAGUGGGCACACGCUUGACACGUCCUCUUUCCGCAUUGGACAGCGGUGUCGAUUUGAUCUUGAUGUCUGCAUCUCGGAAUUGCGACUCCAAGACAUCAAAAUCGUUCAUGUCCCGAAGCUUGUCAAACUCCUCACUAGGGUCUUCUACCGUCAAUUCGAAAAUCGUGGGAUCGGCCAUAACCUCGGAGUAGAUGGCUUGAUAUAGAGCGGAGCCGUGACCCGAGCUUUGAUAUGGGGGUGUGAUGAGGAAUUGCGAGAUUCGGAGACGGGAUGUCAAUUUGUUGGGAGUGAUCUUUUGUGCGUUGGGGGAGACAAAGUCUUCGGCUUGAGACUUGAUCGGCUGAAAUUUGUAGAAGCGAUAUGUGGUUGCGUAGCCGACAAAUGAAUAUGGCGAGGUUUUGGGAUUGGGAGGCUGAGAUUUUUGGUAGAC